Molecule: messenger RNA, 1233 nt
Organism: Lentinula edodes (shiitake mushroom)
Lineage: Eukaryota; Fungi; Basidiomycota; Agaricomycetes; Agaricales; Omphalotaceae
Exons: 11
Coding region: 1-1233 (410 amino acids)
Biological process (GO): adenylate cyclase-activating G protein-coupled receptor signaling pathway
Cellular component (GO): plasma membrane
Molecular function (GO): G protein-coupled receptor activity
Source: RefSeq, a predicted model, not a curated record
AUGUUCUCCACGAGAACCAGUGACCUGCUCUGGGCAAUCACAUCCGCUGUUGGAGCCAGCUUUUGCUUGAUUGUCCUCCUGGUAGUCGCAGCAGUAUGGUGGAAUCCAGAGUCACGACCACAUCUCGACCGGGUCAGUUUCCGUAUCGUGACUGUGGCUUUAUUCGUCAAUAUGCUAUUUGGAAUCUCAAGCACAGUCGGAGGAAUCCUUACAGAAGAUUCCUUUCUCUGCGGGUUUUCUAUCUUCGUCUUGCAGUUGACGUUACAAUUUUCCAGUUUCCUUCUUUUCUGUAUAGUCCUCAAUUUACAACUCGUGGUUCUCUAUGGACUCGAUGGCCAAAAACUAGAGAGAUACUACUUCAUCGGGUCAUUCCUGAUGUCGAUUAUACUUGUGAUUCCUCCUUAUGCAGCCGGUCAAUAUGGAUGGGACCCUCUCGAACAGGUCUGUUGGUAUACCAACGAUGAUCCUCGUCAGAGAAUAGCGUGGCAGAUUGGAACACAAAUGGCUUGGACUGCGAUGCUCGCUUUUGGUGAGAUUGCGGCGUCGGUUUCAGUAACAAUAUUCAUGCUCAAACACCGUAUCCGCACACGACAGAUAUUUGUCUCGACAUCUGGAAAUGGGAUAGUCUCCUCGUCACCACCUCAAGUCGUACAUGCUAAUAACUAUAAGCGCAUCAUUAUCCGGAUCGCUCUCUAUCCACUGGCGUCGUGUUUCGUGAACGUUUUGAGUAUAUUCACUGCACUUCAUUCUACCUUAACAGAUGGAAUACACGAUCAAGAAGACUACAACAUUCUCCUCCUUAGCGACUUUUUGUACGGUGGUCGUGCUAUCGUAUAUGCGCUUCUCGCUGCUUCAGAUCCCGCACUAGUGCGAGGAAUCCAAACCCUUUAUCACUCUCUUCGAGGAUCACAUAACGCUCACUCUAUCGGGAAACCCAGUAGCAAAACAUCUGGGAGUCCAACUCGCUCGAGCUCCCAGUCUCUCGUGGUCCAAGUCGAACUGUCUACCAUACGCGACUAUCUACCGUCUGAAGCAUCUAUAGACGAUUUACCCAGUCGUCCCGAACCAUCAUUUGUGCCAUCGCAGAAGGAGGGCAUGAUUAACGUUCCUAGAAAAUCCGCCUCAGCCUCCCAGCUGCAAAAUGAACAUCGAAAUUCUCGAUAUCUUCCUUCUACUGAACCAAUGGAUGAAGAGAUUCUCAGGCAAGAGCAGGCUUUUCAUCGGCAGAUUUAG